This is a messenger RNA of Pseudophryne corroboree (corroboree frog), 2516 nucleotides long. It is a transcript of the gene QARS1, whose product is annotated as glutaminyl-tRNA synthetase 1. Gene Ontology annotation, molecular function: ATP binding; glutamine-tRNA ligase activity. Gene Ontology annotation, cellular component: cytosol; cytoplasm; aminoacyl-tRNA synthetase multienzyme complex. The coding region runs from base 35 to 2353 and encodes 772 amino acids. Gene Ontology annotation, biological process: glutaminyl-tRNA aminoacylation; translation. The transcript has 24 exons. The record is from RefSeq and is a predicted model, not a curated record. NCBI's taxonomy places the organism in Eukaryota, Metazoa, Chordata, Amphibia, Anura, Myobatrachidae.
UGGCUUUGCCCUUUCCCUUUCUCCCGGUUCGAAGAUGGCGGCUGAUUCGGUGUCUCUCUUCACAGUGAUCGGGCUCAGCGAGCAGAAGGCGCGGGAGACGCUAAAGAACGAAGCGCUGAGCUCGGUGCUGCGAGACACGGUGCUCCAGGCCCAGGCGAUUUUGGGUCCCUCCAUUGACAAAGUAAUCGGCACCCUCCUAUACAAUGUCGCCACGCGCCUCAAGGAUACGAAAAGACUGGGAUUCCUGGUUGGAUACAUCGCCAGCAAGAAGAUUGCCACAGAUCUGCAGCUCAAUGCUGCCCUGGACUACGUGAAGGCCCACCCCCUGGACCCCAUCGAUGUUGCUGAUUUUGAGAGAGAAUGUGGGGUGGGGAUUUCUGUGACCCCAGAACAGAUAGAAGAAGCUGUUGAAGCCGUUAUCCAGAAAUUCAAAGAUCAGCUGCUGGCAGAGCGAUAUCGUUUUAAUAUGGGCCUGCUGAUGGGGGAAGCGCGGAAUAGACUGAAGUGGGCGGAUGGAAAGAUCAUCAAGAAUGAAGUGGAUAUGCAGGUUUUGCAUUUACUUGGCCCCAAGACAGAAGCCGAUCUAGAGAAGAAACCCAAGGCAAUAAAGCAGAAAGUGGUGGAAACAGAGAAAAAAUGUGAUGCGGUUGUAAACGGUGACGUAAAACUUGAGUCUGCGUCUCUGAUGGAACAGCUAAGAGGGGAGGCAUUGAAAUUCCACAAACCGGGUGAAAAUUACAAGACCGAAGGAUACGUUGUAACGCCUAAAACUAUGGAACUGCUUAAAAAACACCUGGAGAUCACUGGGGGACAGGUGAGGACACGAUUUCCUCCGGAACCCAAUGGCAUCCUGCACAUCGGUCAUGCCAAAGCGAUAAACUUUAACUUCGGGUACGCAAAGGCCAAUGGCGGAAUCUGCUUUCUACGCUACGAUGACACAAACCCAGAGAAAGAGGAGGAGAAGUAUUUUACAGCCAUCAAAGACAUGGUAGAAUGGCUCGGAUACAAGCCCUACGCUGUGACACACGCCUCCGAUAACUUUGACCAGCUGUACGAGUGGGCGGUGGAGCUCAUUAAGAGGGGACAUGCCUACGCCUGUCACCAAAAGGUGGAUGAAAUUAAAGGACACAAUCCGCCACCGUCCCCUUGGAGAGACCGACCAGUUGAAGAAUCGUUGCUUCUCUUCCAGGGAAUGAGGAAGGGGAAAUUUGCAGAGGGCGAAGUCACACUGAGGAUGAAGAUAGUAAUGGAGGAUGGGAAGAUGGACCCAGUGGCUUAUCGGAUAAAAUACACCCCUCACCACCGCACAGGAGACAAAUGGUGUAUAUAUCCCACGUACGACUAUACGCACUGCCUCUGUGAUUCCAUAGAACACAUCACUCACUCUCUCUGCACCAAAGAGUUCCAGGCCAGACGGUCGUCGUACUUCUGGCUGUGUAAUGCGCUGGACGUUUACUGCCCUGUGCAGUGGGAAUAUGGACGGCUAAACCUGCACUAUACCGUGGUGUCAAAGAGGAAGAUUAUCAAACUGGUGGAAACUGGAGCAGUCAGGGAUUGGGAUGACCCUCGCCUGUUCACACUGACUGCUCUACGGCGAAGAGGAUUCCCACCCGAAGCCAUUAACAACUUCUGCGCAAGGGUUGGGGUUACGGUUGCUCAGACAACCAUGGAGCCUCACUUGCUGGAAGCCUGCGUCAGAGAGGUUCUGAACGAGACAUCCCCGCGGGUCAUGGCUGUGCUAGAACCUCUGAAAGUCACAAUCGCCAACUUCCCUGGAGAGCAGGCAUGUGAAGUCAAGGUUCCAAAUUUCCCAGCUGACGAGUCUAAAGGUUUUCACACUGUUCCUUUCUCCUCAACGGUGUACAUUGAACAGACAGACUUCAGAGAGGUAAUGGAGAAGGGAUAUAAGCGUCUGACCCCUGACCAGUCUGUAGGCCUCAGACAUGCUGGAUAUGUCAUCUCUGUACAGAACAUUGUAAAGGAUGGAAAUGGGAAAGUGGUGGAGCUGGAGGUCACCUGCAUGAAGUCCGAGGUGGCUGAGAAACCUAAGGCGUUUAUACAUUGGGUGUCUCACCCUCUGGUGUGUGAAGUGCGUCUGUACGACCGACUAUUCUUACACAAGACUCCUGAAGACCCUUCUGAAGUUCCUGGCGGGUUCUUAACGGAUGUAAACCAUAACUCCCUGACCAUAAUCCCAGAUGCCCUUGUAGAUCAAUCUGUAAAGAACAGCAAGCCCCUAGAUAAGUUCCAGUUUGAGAGACUGGGGUAUUUCUCUGUGGAUCCAGACACCACUCAGGAGAAGAUGGUCUUUAAUAGAACAGUCACCCUCAAGGAGGAUCCAGGGAAAGUGUGAAUGUUUCCGCUGUGGAACGACAGCUCUGCUGUAGAAAGACUCUGCACAAUCAACCAGAACAACCGCUUGCCUUAAUUCGGAGGGGAAAGGUUUUAUCCAAAAUCCAGUUGCUUUUAAUUAACAUUAUUCUCGUUGGGAAAGUAAUAAAUAUGCACAUAUGUAA